AAAGUACUUAAAGAACGUUAGCGUUUCACUUCUCUCCAUGUGUACGUGCCUUUCAACGGAUCAAAAUCUAAGAUGUAUCGCUUCAAGCUAUCCGUUAUAUUACUAUCUCUACUUGCAAGGCUUGGACUUUCAGAGCCAAAUUACUCCAUACUGGACGAGAACAGUAACAGAUGGCUUCCAGACGACACUCUUCUUACAGGCCUUAAUACGUUAUAUAAUAGUAUAUCUCAAGGUUUAAAAGAUGAUAAGAAGAAACGUCCAAUGUCAAUAAUCGCUGCAGCUAUUGUAGAAUAUUUGUCAUCAGAUCUGAUAGAGGAACAAGAUAAAUUAAAUACAGCCUUAAACGUAAUAGUGAGGAGUAGUACUUCAAAAUCACAAGACUCCUUAAGAAAUAAGCUUAUAAAUGAAAAUGAAGCAACUACAAGAACUCCUGAUGUUCUAUUUCAAGAUAAUUCUAAUCAGAAAGGAUACGACUUUGAAGAUCUUUAUAAAAUGAGAAUUAUGCUAUAA
Molecule: messenger RNA, 510 nt
Organism: Papilio xuthus (Asian swallowtail)
Lineage: Eukaryota; Metazoa; Arthropoda; Insecta; Lepidoptera; Papilionidae
Exons: 5
Coding region: 73-510 (145 amino acids)
Source: RefSeq, a predicted model, not a curated record